AUGAGUCAGCAAGAGAUAGGAGAUCCAGGCAGUGGAGUGAAAGACGUGAUAGACGUACUCACCAAGACUCCUCCAAAGCGACUGAGCAGCCUGACAAACCAGCUGGGCUCCUCCACUGAAGAGGACAUUGUGCACGCACUAUGCCUCUUCCUUCUGCAGAGAGAGGUUCAUUUCCCAAACCACCACCACCAGCAGCAGCACCAGCACCACCAGCACCAGCAGCAGCAGCAGCACCAGCACCACCACCAGCAGCAGAGCAAGACACAGAACUAG
Knipowitschia caucasica is the source of this 273-nucleotide messenger RNA. The record is from the annotation of a GenBank genome assembly. Lineage: Eukaryota; Metazoa; Chordata; Actinopteri; Gobiiformes; Gobiidae.